UAAUUUCUUCAGCUUUCUAAACUUUCAGAGGACUCUUAAACACCAUUUGUAUUUUCUAUGCACCUGAGAUUUUUAUAGCUAACAUUGAGUUUUUAUUGAUUGUGGAUUUUCUAGAGGCCAGCAUUUCAAUCAACACAAUAUUUGUGUAACCAGAUAUAAAAAGCCAAACAAAAGAAAGCACAAAUGUCCACACUGAAGAAAUAAAUCAAUGAUGCUUCCUCAUUAAGGAACAGCCAGAGGCCGCCUAUCACAAUACAGUAUUCAUGAUAAUGUUCAAUAGUUACAACAUUAAAACUUAGUCAUUAUGGGAACUGCUGUAGACAACCUGUGUAUAGGUCUAGAACACGAUAUUGAUGAACAAUAUCAGUACCAGCCAGGAGAAAUUGUCAGGGGUCGCGUGGAAGUGACCUUGACCCGACCCCUCACCAUACGCACAAUUUCUAUUGGAGUGUAUGGGCAAGGGGUUGUUGCUUGGGAGGAUCGUGACUUGGGGUCAUUUCAGGCAGAUGAAGAAUAUAUUAAUGCAUCCAAGAACAUUAAUCUAGGGACCAGUCAUUAUGAUAAGGGUCAACAUCAAUUCCCAUUUGAAUACCUACUGCCAAACAACUUACCUUCUUCAUUUAUAGGAAAAUAUGGCAGUGUGACUUAUGUUUUAAAAGCAGUUAUUCAAGGAGAAAGACCAGGGGAGACUAGCAUAACUAGUGAACCUUUUUUGAUUUUAAGAAAUUCCAUUCUUCCUGAACCAAGCAAUAAAACUAUUGGGGCAUCAAUAGAAAAAAGACUUUGGUCAAUGUGUGCAACUGGGAAACUUAAGUUUAGUGUGGAGUUAAACAAGGUUGGUGCUCUCCCGGGGGAAGAUUUGUUUAUUCGUGCAGAAAUUGCAAAUAAAUCUCCACUGCGAGUGACUGCAGCACAAGCCUCUUUAUUUAUGAACAGUGUGUAUCAUGCAAGACAACGGAAAAUUCCAUAUCAUCAAAUUGUGAACAAACGCAGAGAUGAGCAUGAAUUAAUGAGUGGUGAUGGGAGACGGUGGCAAAAUGUUCGAUUAACUGUUCCACCUUACAUUCCAGAAUCUGGAUUAGAACACUGUGACAUUAUUGAGAUUUCAUACAAGUUUCAAUUUCGUGUGGAAUUAUCAGGUGGGAAAGAGGUGAAAGUGGAAUUACCGAUUCUGAUUGGGACUCAUCACAUGGCUCUGGAUCUUCCUGAAAAUGCCAAAGUAGAUAGUGGUAGAUACAAUAAUGAAUGGAGCACUCAAUAUUUCCCUGGGAGUUCCAAUGAAAUGGGGAAUGGAUUUGAAAGGGAGACAGAGAGAUGGGAAGGAGGGGUCCCUGAACUUCGUCCAGUGGAUUCUACCAUGGUAAACCCAUUGUUUCAAAAACAACUGCCAGCUCACUUUGAGCGACCGAAGAAAAUUUCUCAAGAUGAAAUGCCAGAGAUCAUUGAGAAUACAAAACUUUGAAUUAAGAUGUUUUAAGUUUUAAUAUUUAACUUUUACACUAUUCAUUCUGUAUUUGGGUAUGUUUUUAUCCCAUUGAAAAUGAAUAUGGAAAUACAUGUACAAAUAUAAACUUUGAAAAACCCUUCAAUCAUUUAAUAAUGAUUCUUACAACCAUACAAUGUACACUAAAUGGUAUAAUCUGAUGGGAUAUAUUAAGCAGAUUACUUCACUAUAAAAUGAAGUGCAAAUUAAAUUUUAAUUCCAGUUUAUUCAUACACUGUAUAUUAAGCUUUUUCAAAUGAAUUUAUAUCUGCUUAAAAAUUAAAAGCUUGCCUGACAGUAAAA
Messenger RNA from Saccostrea echinata, 1786 nucleotides. Its product is annotated as arrestin domain-containing protein 4-like. Gene Ontology annotation, cellular component: cytoplasm. Bases 305 to 1462 code for a protein of 385 amino acids. The transcript has 2 exons. The record is from RefSeq and is a predicted model, not a curated record. NCBI's taxonomy places the organism in Eukaryota, Metazoa, Mollusca, Bivalvia, Ostreida, Ostreidae. Gene Ontology annotation, biological process: protein transport.